GGCGCCGUAGAUUAGUGGUUAUAGCUCUCGUACUCUGUGCGGGAGACCGGAGUUCGAUUCCUCUUGACGGCGAUUCAACAUGGGCGAGUGAAUGUUACCAUAGCCCCGGGUUAACCCAAGCCAUGUGAGGGAAAUUGGGAAGAUGGCACACUGUGUGGGCCGUUGGAUGUUGCCGGGAGUUGUCUAGUAGAGCGCGGGCUCUAAUUGGGUCUGCGUAGCUUAAAAUGAGCAUUAAAUACUCUAGGACUCUCCAUCUACGCCAUGGCCCCUCCUGGAAAUAAUAGACAGGGUAUAUCCCUCGAUAUUUGUGAGGCUAGCCAUGUAAAAUAUGCACAUCUAUCUAUCUAUCUAUCUAUGUUUCUUUAAAUUAUUUGGUACCAAGACUGCUUUUUUCCAGCUAUUUCUUGGUUCAUCAGGGAUAUAUCAAUUGGAAAAAAACACUGUGUGUUGUUAUUACUGUAUCAUAAUUUGCACUUAUAUAUCUUAUUCUAGUGAAUGUAAAUUAUGCUGAAAAAAUCAGGGAAAGUUUUCCCAAAUCCUGUUAAUCAUCAAAACGAAGGUAUUAAGAAUAGAUAUUAUACUCAUAUUGAUGACAUUGCAAUGUCUGAAUACAAAGAAGAUAAACGCAAGAAAUCUAAAAGUUUAGAAGAGUGGAAUUCAAUUUUCUCUCAAAUAAAAACUGUGUCCAAAUGGCGAAAUUUCAUAACAAAAAGAAGGUGCCAAACUAUAAAGUUGAAUGCUCAAAAAAUGAAUAACCAACAGUUUUACGAGAAUUUAAAUUCAACAUUAAAUGGAAUAGCUUCGGAAGAGGAGGACUCUGAUGAAGAUGAGGACGUUAGCCAUAUUAGAAGGCAAACUUUUGAACACAGAAAUUUGUCAAAGUCGAGCAAUAAAGCAUUAUUGAUAUAUUUUUCCAAAUUGGCUCGUAGUAAGAACGAAUCAGAUGAGUUAGAUUUAGAUUUUAUAGAAAGUUUAUUAACCAAUGGAGCUGAUAUAAACAUGGCAGACAAGUAUGGCCAAACUAUUUUCCAUGAAGUAGCUCGAACAUGGCACAUUGAUGUUGGUACCUUUUUGUUAGCACAUAAUGGUAAUAUUAAUCAAACAGACAAAUAUGGAAGGACUCCAUUGCACAUUGCUGCAGCAGUCAAUUACCCUCAAAUGGUUAAAUUCUUAAUAGAUAAUGGAGCUAAUGAAAAGGCAAGAACAUAUGGAGAAGACCAAACACCUGUCCAUUAUGCUGCAAAAAAUGAUGCAGUAGAUUCACUGCGCAUGUUAUGGAAACUCAAUUGUGACAUGGAAGUACGUGAUAGUAAAAGUCGAACUCCAUUGCAGGUUGCAGCUGAGUUAGAUCGUUCAGAAACUGCUUUGUUCCUGGUGGAGAUCAAUGUUGAUGUGGGUGUUGUUGACAGCAGUGGCUUAUCUGCCCUUACUUUAAUGGUGGAUAAAAUGCCACCAGUUGCAAAGAAAGCACUUAGUUGCUUUCACAAAACUGACAGACCCAACAGAAAGCAGUACUUCUACUUAAAUUUGUUAGAACCAACACAACCUGGAAAUAGUUCUGUUCUUGCCAAGACACCAAUGCAGGCUGUUCUGCAAAAUAAACAAAUGAAUUUGCUGUUACAUCCAGUGUUUCGACAGCUGUUAACAGUCAAGUGGAAUAGUUUUGCACGUAUGCGUCACUUUGCACAGUUAUUGAUCCAACUUUUAUUUAUCUUAAUUUGGUCAGCGGUUGGUUUGACGUUACCUUAUGAUGGUACAUCAGAGUAUACGAAGGGAGAUUUAAAAGACAAAUGGUGGAGAGUGUUGCUGGAGUCGUCGGCUGUGUUGCUGACUUUGUAUUUUAUUGCACAGGAGAUUUACGAAUGGAGGUGUUCUGUGCGACAGCAUCACAGGUGGGGAGAGUGGAGAAGUGCUGAAAUGCAGAAGGACCUUAAAUACUGCCAUCCGAGGUGGCCUGAAGAAAAAAAAUACAUUCUUCAAGAACUUGAUCGUAUCAAGGAAUCGGAAGUCAGAUAUUUCGCCGACAUGUGGAACAUGUUAGAUUGGGUCACUUACAUUUGGAUCGUCACUGGUAUUGUCGCACGCAUUUUUGCGUUGACGGGUGACGCCAGAGCGAGUGGACACCACAAGAAGAUACUAGCGACUUCAUUGAUCGUCAUUUGGUUACGUCUUAUGAAGAUAAUUCGCGCCUACCAAGCGUUGGGUCCCUUUAUUGUCAUGCUGGGGAAUAUCUUGGAAGACACGUUGAAGUUUUGUUUUUUAUUUAUGGAGUUCUUCAUACCAUACCUCAUGGCGUUUUGGAUGUUGUUUGGUGGAAAAGACCACGCAUCAAAAAUGGUAGCUCGUGGUCAGUCGUCCUCUGGUUGGAAGGAAGUCAAUGACUUGAUAUAUUCCGUCUGGUUAGUAACCGUGGUUGGAGACUACGACUAUCCAGCCUUAAUAACGAUAGAUAAAGUCAUGGCUCAAGUCCUCAUCGGAUCUUACACAGCUUUGUCUGGCAUCUUACUUUUAAAUUUAUUUAUCGCCUUGAUGUCUGAUACGUUUCAGCGAGUGUACGACAACGCUAAAGCCAACGCACUUAUGCAAAGAGCUAUAGCCAUCGAUACCUAUCAAAUCGGGCUCUCGAGGAAAACCAGAGACCGGUUCCGUAUGUUUAUACAAGGCCAGUGCGCUCCACAGCAAGUAUAUUACGAUGAUGACGAUAAUGACGAAAGUGGCGAGCUUGAAAAAAUGACCAUACAAAUUAAAGAAGUUGUGGACGAAAUAAAAGAAAAUUUGGACGAACGGUGGAGUGCCAUGGAGGGUAACAAUAAUGGCGGCAAUAACCACAAUAACACGGGAAGUAGUGUUUCUUUAGGCGACGAAUUCAACGAGCGAUUGAAGGGAGCGUUGAGUAAACACGAGAAGGAUAUGAAGUCGAUGCAUAAAAAAAUAGACGAGUUAACUAAUUUAGUUCAGUAUUUGGUAAAUAAAGACAAAAUUGCAGACCAAGAUGAAGUAGAUGGUGCUAAUAAAUUCACUACUUUACCAUCCAUAUUCGACUUAAAGCCCGAAAUGUUUACACGGUCUGUAGAUUAUCGUAUUUCCCCGUCGACACGCCAAAACGACGACACUGACGACACUGAUGUUUCGUAACAUUAACUUAGUUUUAGAAAUCGAAUUUAUUUCUCAAUUUUAGGUUUUUAGGAUUCGUGACCCUGGUUUAAUAAUAACCGUAUUCCGUCUGUCUGUUCGCGAGAGCCGCGUCCCGUAACGGAAACACGAAAUUUUUAAAAUGCGCACCAAUACCAAAUGCGAUAUAUUUUUGUCCACGUUGUUGCGAUGGGUAAACAUAAAGGACGGGCGACCCCGUGGAUUUUUCCACGGGUUAACGACUAGUCUAUAUUAUAAUACCCGUAUACGACUGUCUGUCCGUCACGCAAAAUAAUAGCUUUGCUGCGCAGGUAGCGAGACGCACGCAAUCCGGUAUAAAAAGGACGGGCAAAGCCGUGGAUUUUCCACGGGCUAACAACUAGUAUUAAUAUAUUUUGUUAUUUUAUUUUGUAUAUAUAUUUAUAAUUUUUAACAAACUAAUAUAUUUUGAAUUCACAAUACAUUGAGAA
Hydractinia symbiolongicarpus is the source of this 3602-nucleotide messenger RNA. Its product is annotated as transient receptor potential cation channel subfamily A member 1-like. NCBI's taxonomy places the organism in Eukaryota, Metazoa, Cnidaria, Hydrozoa, Anthoathecata, Hydractiniidae. The record is from RefSeq and is a predicted model, not a curated record. Gene Ontology annotation, molecular function: protein binding; calcium channel activity. The coding region runs from base 505 to 3135 and encodes 876 amino acids. The transcript is spliced from 7 exons. Gene Ontology annotation, cellular component: membrane. Gene Ontology annotation, biological process: calcium ion import across plasma membrane.